AGAAAAGUACAAUGAUUCUUUAUACCAAAUUAUACACUCCCAAUUAAUCGCGAUCUGUUUGGUGGCCUUGGCGUGUCACGUCGAGUUCAGUUGUAUUUGGAUUCUAUUUUAUUUGGACAUAUCAUUCAAUUUACUGGAUGAAAACGGAAUAAUUUCCAAAGAUAGCUAAGCAUGAGUACAUUGCAACCGGUUUUGCUCUUCCUGUUUCUACACGUGCUUGUAGCAGACGACAUCUCCCACCUCCACAAUGAAGGAUCAAUUGAAUAUGAUAAAUAUUCACGUGCAGUAAACAAACUUGGACCUAGAAACAGAUAUAGGAAUAAUCGAAAGAAGCAGACGACAAGCUCCACCGCAGCUGAUGAGGAAUAUUAUGUUACGCAAUGUGGCUAUGACAACGUACAGCAACCAGACGGUCCAAGCGUCCAGGUUCUUGGAGUUUCUCUGCAAUUCCCCGGAGCGACACUGGUGGCUGCAAAACUUCUACAUCUCCUGGUUAGAUUUAUGCCACGUACGCUCUAUCUGAAGAUUGUCGAGAAAAACACGGUGGGCAUAUUUCCUACAAUUCAACUACCAGCAAAUCUAUUUACAGACUUCACAGACAACAUGCCGUCAAUUUGUGGAGGAAGGUGUGGAAUUCAGCGACAAGGGGGUGAAGAAGUUGACUGUGAUCAAUGGUGUACCACACCAGACUAUCCUUACCAAUCUUUAAAAUACUCUAUUAACUAUCUUUGGGCUUACGGGAAUUUUUCUAGAUUGUUUGUCGUAGAGACCAACGUCAUUUGCCUAGGGUUCAAUCCUUCAGGGUCUGAAAAUUUACUAAUAAGAGAGUUUGGGUUUAUGAUGAUGGCGAGAAUUUUAGACAAUCAGACAGUGACAGACAUCCGGGAUGCUUAUACAUCUGCUGUAGGGAAUGCCACGUGGGAGACAAUGAAGAACGAAUACGAAUAUUUCAUUGUUGGAACAUUGGCAUGGUUCAAUGGCGUUGGAAGCACCAAUACGUUAAAGGGUAUGGCGUGUUUGAACAUAUUUGGAAACAACGGUAUCAGGCUGUGUUCGGAUGAAUUUGGACAAAGGCAAUUCAUAAAACAGAAAGACCUGAAAUUGUACAACAUACUGAAUUAUGUAUAUAACAAUAAAAGAGAGUAUGUAAACGCUGACACCUCCAUCUGUGAGUGGUAACAAAAGUCAGAGUUGCGCCAACGCUAUGAACAAUGAGUAUGGUUAUUUACAUUUCUAAAAUAUUUUGGAUCUAUUAAUUCCUAAGGGAUGAAAGCCUUGUUUGUCUGUUUUUGUUUAUCGGCAUUAUCCGGCGAUCUCAUUCAUCAGAGGUUCGUCAAAAUCGCGUUACGAACAACUAGGAGACCAUGGUGGACCUCUUGUUUGCGAGAAUGGCGGUCUUGGACUUGCAAGAGAAGUAAUGAUUUACGCAAAUUUUCAUCUGAAAAAAGAACACAAUAACCACAAAACUUUUAACUACCAACGAAAAACGUCUGUGACUGUAAAAAUACAGUAAUACAUCAACGAUGUGACCAGAAACUAAAUGUCUUACAUGUUAGACUCUGGUUGUAGGUCCCCUAUAUGCAGAUGGAAAUCUCAGGUUAAGGUUAAACGUUUUGGUGGUAACGAGGUUCUGCUGGAAUAAGUAUAUUCUUGAUGAACGUCGGUGUAUGAAAACAGAUGAACGUCGGUGUAUGAAAACAGAUGAACGUCGGUGUAUGAAAACAGAUGAACGUCGGUGUAUAAAAACAUAAGGACAUAUCAGUUAGAUUGUGUUCAUCAUACAGGUAGUUAAAAAAGGGACUUUGACAUAACAAACAUUUGAGAAUGUUGUUAAUACAUAUAUCCCUAACAAGAUUUCUAGAAAUACGACUUUUAGGUAGUGAACUAGUGAUAGAUAUGUGAUGGAUUAAGUAAAUUGAUGUCAGUUUAUACCUAAUGUCUAAAUAGCAGUUCUUGCAAAAUAUUUGAUGGUUCAUUGUAGAAUUUAUUAUAUAAUUAUCAUAAUUUUUUGAAACGUGUCUUUGUUGUUGUCUUUUGAAGUGUCUUACCAAAUUAAACUUGUAUUGUA
Mercenaria mercenaria is the source of this 2068-nucleotide messenger RNA. RefSeq lists its product as uncharacterized. The transcript has 6 exons. The coding region runs from base 172 to 1179 and encodes 335 amino acids. The record is from RefSeq and is a predicted model, not a curated record. NCBI's taxonomy places the organism in Eukaryota, Metazoa, Mollusca, Bivalvia, Venerida, Veneridae.